Messenger RNA from Halteromyces radiatus, 1479 nucleotides. RefSeq lists its product as uncharacterized. Bases 49 to 1479 code for a protein of 476 amino acids. The transcript has 5 exons. NCBI's taxonomy places the organism in Eukaryota, Fungi, Mucoromycota, Mucoromycetes, Mucorales, Cunninghamellaceae. Gene Ontology annotation, cellular component: cytoplasm. The record is from RefSeq and is a predicted model, not a curated record.
CUUUUUUUCCUUUUUCUUCUUUCUAUUUUGUAAAUAAUUUAUUCUAAUAUGGAUGAUAUUUAUCAAUAUACUGCUUCAGCUGUGAACAACAACAACAACAACAAUAAUAUAAAUGAAAAUGAUCAACAGAACGAUCCUCUUAUUCAGGCAUUUACAAAUUUUGGUUGGGGUCAACGUUUCUCUAGUUUGAUGGAUACUGUUAAAAAACAGAGUGAAGUCAUUGUGGACGUUACUAAAAAGGAUUUGCAAGAAUUCGCUAAUAUUCUUCGUGAAGACUCAAAUGAACUUGUAGACCAACUCUCUCAAUCUACCACUUCUACUGCAACAAUUACCAACAACAAUAACGAUGAACCUAAUCAACAAGAAACAACUUCAGUAGAAACCCAUCAAUCUACUCGUGAUGUUGAUAAUGAAAAUAAUACAAACAAUACUAAUAGUAUUUAUGCAUCAUCUAUUGCUUCACUACGAGAAGGACUUGGAAAAAUCAACACUGUCAACUUGAAAGCUCUCCGCGAAGGACUCACAGAUACAUUACAAAAUCAACCUUUUUUACCUUCUCAACUCACAUCGAUCAAACUUCCGGAUAAUAUCAACUUGGGUGAACUACGACAAGAAUUGGAUCAAGGUACAAGAUUCGCGGAAUUAUAUAUGCAAAAGUUUGGUGCUGAAGUUAUUCAGGUGUUGAAUCGUACUAUUACUGUAUUGGAACCAGAUGUACAAGAGGAUAAUCAACAAUCACAACAAGAAGAGAAUACUAGUCAAUCCAAUACAAAUGCUCCAAGGAUAUUUGCCAAUCGUACCGAAGCUCUCAUUGCCAAACUUCAAACGGAUCAUGAUAUUUUACUUGCAGAUCCAAAGGAUAUUCUAAUGGCGAAUCAAGAUAGUGAUCAAAUUAAACUCUUGGAAACCUUCAACUCUGGAUUCAAUGUGCAAGAAUAUACUUCGGAAAUAGCAAGAUUACUGGAUGAUUCACCUGAUUUACGACAGACCAUGGAUGAUCUAGUACCACUCAAGGUGGAUUAUACAACAUUUUGGCAACGGUACUUCUAUCAUUCUUGGAAGAUUGAUCAAGAAGAACAACGCCGCCAACUUAUUGUCAAAGGUGCGGAACAUGACGAGGAUGAUUUUAGAUGGGAUUCAGAUGAUGAAGAUACAAAUUACCAAAAAGCACAAACCAAUGAUCAAAAUAACAACACAUCAUCAACAAAGAAGAACAAGGACAAGGCAGUUUUAGGUUCAUCAUCAUCACAGAUAUUGGAUGAGACAAAUAAUGAUACCAACAAAUCGGAUACUGACUUUAGCAACAUCUCAGAACCACCAUCAACUGAAGCAAGUCUUGUAUCACCUCCUUUGAAAUCAGAGACAGAUGCGGAUGAUUGGGUCAAGACAUCAACUGAAGAAGAACGAAAGAAACAAUCAAUCAAUGAUAACAACAACAACAAUAAUAAUAAUGAUGAUAGUGAUAGUGAUUGGGAAUAG